GAUCCUUCAAGUCAAUUGUUAUAUUACGAUUUCAUUGUCAGUAUAUAAAUAAUUUCUGGGACCAAAUUUUCUGAGACCGAACUUUCUGGGACCGAAAGUCAGUGACCAGGGCUAAUUCAGGUGUUCAGUGUUAACAAUGGACGGCAGUCAGUUUUGUAUCCUGUGGAAUAACUACCAUGGGUCAUUGGUCAAUACCCUGAGUGGUUUACGACGGGAGUCUGAUUUGGUAGAUAUUACCGUUGUUUGUGGUGAUGGCAGUAAAGUAAGAGCUCACCAGCUCAUCUUAGCUGCCUGCUCUACAUAUUUCAGAGAUUUUCUCAGAGAUCAUCCUACUAAACAUCCUAUUGUGCUGUUGCCAGUAGAAAUUCGUUAUCCAGAGUUGAAGGCUAUGAUUGAUUUCAUGUACACAGGUCAGGUUUGUGUAAGCCAAGACAGAUUGCAAUCUUUUAUACGGGGUGCCAGAUAUUUACGCAUCAAAGGGCUUGAAGAUAAUGCAGAUGACAGUGAUAUAGAUGACCUACCACCAGAUUUGGAUGAUAAAGCUUCAAUUGAUGUGUCUGGAAGCGUAGGUGGCUUAGUGGCAGCUAAUGGUGAAACGACAACUGCUACAACAACUGUAAAAGGUCGUCGAGUUAAAGAUCAUCGUUAUACUCAGCAGGUGGAUUUGGGCGAUUCAGAUGAUAAUCGUGAAAAAUGGGAGGUGGUUGAACGUAAACCAGUUAUACUGCCAAGAGCACAACCUCUCCCACAAGCAGGUUCUGGCAUAAGGAGACGCAGACGUGCUCGAUCAGCAAUACGUAAACGAGCUAUGCAUCUCAGCAAUAACAUUGUAUGUUAUGAGCAGCGUACAGAAGGCUCAGAUGGAGGCCAGGAACGCUCUGAACCAAUUAACAAGAUUCGACGACUUGGAUCACCAGGUCAUUUCCAUGACGAUGACCUGGACAUCUGUACUUGUACAUCACGAAAGAUUUGGUCUGUCCGGGAUACUGAAGCUCUGUUAAAGGUUUGGAGAGAAACACUUACACAGGUGCCUCCUUCAUACUUUAUUCGAUCCAUGGCCCUUUGCAAGAGAGUAGCAAAAAGACUUCAGGCUAGAGGAAUUCAGAAAAAUUGGCGCCAGUGUCAGGUUAAAAUGAAAAACUUGCGCCGUGAAGUUCGUCUCUACAAAGUCAGCGUAGGGAGAAACAGCUCUAGAAAACCAUCAGAAGUAGCAACAGCCUGUGAAAAACUGCUACCUGACAUUGAGGAAAUUUUCAAUAAGGAGGAAGAGAUUCGACGAGAAUGGUACCAGAUGAGAGCUGAGGAGCGCUUAAGGGCUGAAGGAAGACUUGUGGAUGGAGAAGCUGCACCAGCUGAUAUAUUAGCUCAGGUUGCUGUCCUAGCAGACUCGGAUUUGUGUGAUGAAGAUACGGAUGCCCAAGAGUGUGUUGUAGCAGAUGGACUGGAAACUGAAGGAGAAACAGCUUUCACAGAAGGAGAUGGCUUUACUGAAGGUGAAGGAGGAUUUGAUGGACAUGUGAGCACUCAUCCACAUGUUAGUACCCAGGCAGACACUGCAGUUCACCAUAUUGUUGAAAAUGUCACCCUGCAAGUGGUUACCAAACAAGAGCCACAAUCAAGCACAGAUAUGUAAUUGUAUUAUAUGCAUUUAGUUUUGAGUGUGUCAGUCAAGUUAGCACUGAAAUGUUGAUUUCAGAAUUUGAUGGGAAUGGUAGUGAGGUAAUUAUAAUUAAGUUAGAUUUGUUAUUCUUCAGAAGAAUUCAACCAUUGUAUCACUGCAGAUUAAGAUGUACAUGAUAUGUACAUGGUGUGAUAUCAUGAAUGUAACAAGAAUCCUGUACCACUUUUCAGUAUAUGAUGCACUUUACAUUGAACAGUUAAUAAAAAUUACAUGUA
Macrobrachium nipponense is the source of this 1896-nucleotide messenger RNA. RefSeq lists its product as uncharacterized. The coding region runs from base 137 to 1633 and encodes 498 amino acids. Gene Ontology annotation, biological process: regulation of transcription by RNA polymerase II. The record is from RefSeq and is a predicted model, not a curated record. NCBI's taxonomy places the organism in Eukaryota, Metazoa, Arthropoda, Malacostraca, Decapoda, Palaemonidae. The transcript has 13 exons. Gene Ontology annotation, molecular function: protein binding. Gene Ontology annotation, cellular component: nucleus.